AUGGAUAUUGAUCAACUAGCAAAAAUUGAUCCUAGUGAUUGGAUAUAUUUUUCAGAAGGAAAUCGUAAUGUUAUAUUUAAAUACAAAGGAAGUGAUUCUUUUUUUAUAAAUAAAGUUUUAAGAAUAAAAAAAACACAACAUCCUAUUUCUACAUUAGAAAAUUUAAAAUUUAUACAGAGUAUCAUAAUACCCUUGUUUUACGAACCUUUUGAUCGUUAUAUUUUAUCUAUUGAGCUUAUUAUGGUGGAAAUUGCAGUUUUAAAAAAAUUUAAUAUUGAUCUUAUACAAAAAUAUGAAAGAAAAAAAAAGUUUAGCAAUACACUAUUAGACAUUAGCGAAAAUCAUGCAUUUUUAUUGAAAGAUUUAUCAUCAAGUUUUCCUAAACAUACCAUCGAAUUUAAACCAAAAUGGUUAAUUCAAUCAGUUUCAGCACCUAUUGGUUGGAAAUCUUGCAGAACAUGUGCUCUUAGAAGGCUUCGUGGAGAUAUUUCAGGAAAUGGAACAAGAUAUUGUCCUUUAGAUUUAGCAUCGGAAAAUCAAACAAGAAUUCAGAAAUCUAUAAAGGCUAUUUUAAUAAAAAAUCAAAUAUAUAAUCAGAAUAUAGAAAUAAAUUUAAGCACAUAUCUUCAGCGAUCUCAGCUAAUUAAUCAUCUAAAAUACUUGCAAAGUAGUUCUCCCAGAACAUUAAGUAUGGUUUUUUUUGAUUGUACUAUAUAUAUUACUUUUCUUCAUGAAGAAAUUUUUGAUAUUAAAAUACUAGAUUUAGAUUGCAAAUCGCAAACCAAAGUUGAAUAUUGGGAUAAAAUAGAACAACAACUAAUUGAUGAAGGUUGGUAUUUAGGCCGAGGUAUGGCCAAUGAUGAAGAACCAUGUUGUCUUUGA
Molecule: messenger RNA, 882 nt
Organism: Pneumocystis jirovecii RU7
Lineage: Eukaryota; Fungi; Ascomycota; Pneumocystomycetes; Pneumocystales; Pneumocystaceae
Exons: 4
Coding region: 1-882 (293 amino acids)
Biological process (GO): inositol phosphate biosynthetic process
Cellular component (GO): nucleus
Molecular function (GO): ATP binding; inositol-1,3,4,5,6-pentakisphosphate 2-kinase activity
Source: RefSeq, a predicted model, not a curated record